Molecule: messenger RNA, 2489 nt
Organism: Vespa crabro (European hornet)
Lineage: Eukaryota; Metazoa; Arthropoda; Insecta; Hymenoptera; Vespidae
Exons: 3
Coding region: 1-1074 (357 amino acids)
Source: RefSeq, a predicted model, not a curated record
AUGAAUAGUACAUCUACAGUCAUAAGCGGGCGUGGGAGGGACACCCACGCCACGGCGGUGUCAGGUGGUGAUAGGGCAAGCCACCCGCCGUCGUCAACCAGCAACUGCCAGGAGCUCGGGGUAGGCAACCUGGCCCCAGCUUUGGAUACUGCAUCAGGAAGGGCACCACAGGUAAGCGCCCUGGCCUGCGGUGUAUCUACUGCGCCAGGAAGGGUAGUAAAGGAAGAAAUCCACUUGGAAAAGUGGCAAAGGGCUGCCAGGGCCAUUGAGAGCACGCAGCGCCCCGGUACGAUGUCACCUAUCCUGUUGAGAAUGCACAAAUAUGCGAGGUCCCUGACCUACUCCUCAGUGGAAGAGGAAUUAAGGGUAGACUUGGCCGGGUUGAAUAACCAAGGACCGGCAAAGGCCCCGGAAUCUGGUAUGGAGACUGACAGACUACUGGAACGCGCUAGGAACUUAAUCCUAGAAGCUGAAAACGGGAGGAGAAGAUGCUACCACAACAUUGAGGAUGAAGCUUCAGAAAGGUUGAAACAUAGCCAUAAUAAGAUGCUGGAAAUGAUUGAAAUCCUAAGGGAGAGACUUCAAAUUGGAGCAGAUGAUCCUACUUUAGCCAAGGAGGCCAUAGAACUACGCAAUAGGUUGGCGGUGUUGAAAGAACAAAAUGCCCGUCUUGAGAAAGAACGUCAGAAACUACUAUUAAACUCCUUGCCUCCGAAGAGCCAAACAACGACCUGGGAUACUGCAGCUCCUGGUUUCUGCAGAGAACCCUCUGCACUGAUCUCAACAUCGGAUUGUCAUACAAGUAUUGAGCAACAGUUACAGCAGCAGCAGCAGUGGCAGCAGACAACGAAUAGAACAACGACUGGAGAUGAUGAGCCACAAGAAGGCCCCACCCUCUGUGCUGAGUCCACUCGAUCCCCUGACGCAACCCUGACGCAACCCUUGCAGGAGCAGGAGGCCCCCAGUAAAAGUAGGAAGAAGAGGAGUGGGGCGCAGAGAAGAAAGAUUAGGAAGCAAAGGGAAAGAGAAAUGGCUGCAAUUUCCCUAUCCUGUACCAAGGAGACGACGUACUGAGACGUGCUCCUCCGGGACAGGGAGAACAUUAAUAUAAAGGACCUGAUGAUCGACAACAUGUUGUGCAGAAGAGACCUCACGGGUGCAGAUACGAGAUAAAGGGGCAAUUGACAAGAUCGACCGGGUGGCGUAGGCCUUGAGAAAUGCCGUCUCAGAAGCAAGAAUUACAUGCUCUCUGCGCAUGAUGCAAGGCGAAUGCUGGCCUGGCUUACCAAGAAGGAGUACUGGGCGAAUAUGUACUAUGUUUAUGCGCGAUACCGCCCACCCCCUUUCUCCUCAACGAGUUAGUAUUAAGCAUCGGGAGGUUUUUUAGUCGAUAGGCGAUCCAAAUCUGAAAGUAUGUUCAGGCGGGUUGAAUCCAACACCCCCUGAGUACCGGGCUCAGGGGGCCUAUGAAGGUUUUUCCUCCUGACGAAGCCAAAAAAAAAAGGUCCCUCAAUAAUGUAUUUGUUCGUCUGUCCAUCAAUUUAAUGAAAUAUUCGACAAUAUCGGAGAAUCUUCAAAAGUCUUAAAAAUUAUGAAUUGAGCUAGAAUUAUCGAAAAGAUAUAGGUUAACUAUUAUUUUUCAAGUUAAAUUAGUCGAUAAAAGAGAGACGGUAGAAUUACCGGUCGAUUUAAAAUUAUUGGUAAAUUUUUAUCUUCAAAGAAGUAUAAUUUCUCGUAUGAUUUUCUUUAAACAUUUUUAUGAUGUAUUAUUAUUUUUAUUGCAUACAAAAAUUUUCUAGCACACAUUAAAAAUCGAUUGUUAUGCUAUACGUGAAAAGAGAUAUAACCUAUAGAAGCUUAUGUAUCGAUGCGAUAUUAAUAUCGAUACAUAACAGUAUCGUAUUUUCAUAUUGCAUUUGUAGUUUAUAUUUUGCAUAUAGAUAUUAUAUGCUUGUGGCGUUUCUAAAUCGAGUCGCCAGAGGGUAUGAUAGUCGCACCAGAAGGAAACUGGCAAGCCAAUCAGAAAACAGAACAACGAUAGCGCAUGCUAUUGGCCUGAAUUUUCAAUAUAGACAAUUUAGUUAAAAACGAAUUGUCAGUGUGGAUAGUCGCUUUUAAAUAAACCGAUAAAGAGAAUAAUAUAUUCAUGAAUUUUCAUGGCAUUCUUUCGGGAACUUUAAAAAUAAGGGAAAAUAAAUGUGUCAAUGAUCUCAAUCAACAUUGGCAGUUAUACGCUACGAGUGAAAGGUUAAUAAACUUCACGUGGUGUGAUUUAAUGAUCGAUAUUACGAUCGUUCUUAUUUCAUAAUAAAAUUUCGUGUAUGAUUGUAAACAACGUAAGUACUCUAUCAUCGAGUUUAAUGUUUACUUUUAAUAAGACAUUUUGUCAAUACUAAAUAAUCCCAAUUACGUUUGAGUAUCAAGAAUGAAAUAUUACUUUAUAAUAAAUCGUGAUAUAGUAGAAUAAAGAGAAAAAUUGGUUUAAUGUU